GAAGAGUGAAGAGUGGCUCCACUUAUGGCUCAAUAAACGAAACAUUAAUUCAUAUUUUGUGUUCAUUUUCUGUCAAUUCAUUCAUCCAUUAGUGAAGACAUCUUUACAUCGCUUUUGAUUUGAUCCACUGAUCCGUCGAUAUUAUGGCCGAUAAGAAAGACACCGACAGUAAGGAUAAGAAGGACUCGAAGACCGCGAAGGACUCCAAAGAUAGUAAAGUGGAUAAAAAUGACACGAAAUUGGAUUUGGGUUUACUUGAAGAGGACGACGAGUUUGAAGAGUUCCCCGCAGAAGUAUGGAAAGAGAAGGACGAAACAGAGGAAGAGGUGAACCUCUGGGAAGACAAUUGGGACGACGACAACAUCGAGGAAGACUUCAGCAAACAAUUGAAAUCCGAAUUAGAGAAGAAGUCUUUUGCAUAACGUGUCAAACAAUGGCUUCAAUUGUUUUUUGUGUUUGUUUUUUACCCUAAUUUAUAACAAAUUUGUCUCAAAUCUAAGCGAAACCAAUGCUUUAUUUUGGCUUUAAAUGCCUUUUAUAUAAAUAAAUCUAAAAUUAUUUGUUUAUAA
Medioppia subpectinata is the source of this 569-nucleotide messenger RNA. NCBI's taxonomy places the organism in Eukaryota, Metazoa, Arthropoda, Arachnida, Sarcoptiformes, Oppiidae. The record is from the annotation of a GenBank genome assembly.